AUGGUUACUAAAUUAAUCAAGUUCAUAGUUUUAAGGCCAAGAGGAAUUCCUCAAAAUUUAGAAUUAGAAAUAAAUUGCAAUGAAGUGAUUAAAAAUCUAAAGCAUAAGUUAUUUCCAGAAGAUAUAAAUAAAGACUUAAAUGUAAGAUUAAUAUAUAUGGGUAAGAUAUUAGAUGAUAAAAAAAAAUUAGAAGAUUAUUUAAAUUUUUAUCAGAAAGAAUUUUUAAUAAAUAAUAAGAAAGGUAAUUCCUUAAUGAACGAAAACAAAAAUGGUAUUCAAAAUGAAGUGACUAAAGAUAUAAAUAAUCAAAAUAUUUCUAAAAAUUAUAAGGAAAACAUACCCAUUACAAUUCAUGUAAAAAUUACUGAAAAAUCUUCUUCUGCAAAAAAUGAAAAUACUGAUGGAAAAGGCAUGAAUACAUCUUUAGCUCAAUUAAGUUUAAUUGUCUUUGUUUCAUUGUUAUGGUUAUACAGAUAUAAUUAUUCUAGCAUUUUUCCAUUAUUUUCAACAACAGUCUUAUUUAUAUUUACUGUAUUUAUUAUAACAAUUAUUUUUCAUUCUUAUUUAAUUUUAUUCUUUAAAAUUACCUUUAAAGUAGUAUCAACAAUUUAUCAAAUCAUUAAGCAUUACAUAGUGCGUAUUUAUACAUAUAUCAUUCAAAAAAAAGAGAAAUUCAGUAUUAAAAAGAAAUUAAAAAAUGGUGAAACUGACAAUAGAAAUUUAAAGGAAAACUAA
This is a messenger RNA of Plasmodium relictum, 735 nucleotides long. Its product is annotated as conserved Plasmodium protein, unknown function. The transcript is spliced from 4 exons. Gene Ontology annotation, molecular function: protein binding. The coding region runs from base 1 to 735 and encodes 244 amino acids. NCBI's taxonomy places the organism in Eukaryota, Apicomplexa, Aconoidasida, Haemosporida, Plasmodiidae. The record is from RefSeq and is a predicted model, not a curated record.